AAUGCUUUUUAUUCAGUAACAAGCUCAUUGAGGAGCGGACAGACCCUCCAGAGCCUCUGCAGUCAGUCAGUCAGUCAGAGCGUCGCUCUGCCAGCGCAGGUUACUCCUCCGGACUUCAGCCUCUGAUUCUCCAAAUCCAGCACCAUCUGCACUUUACUGGCUUUUAUUUUUACAUACACAGAGACAUUCAGACACCGUGGACCUGCCGGACUCGAGUGUUAAAAUCUACUUUUGCUGCACGUUUCUGCUGCUGUCAGGCUGCACAGAGCUUUUCUCACAGGUUUGGGGUUUUCCUGGUGAUGACCUCACUGCUGUUCCCUGGAAACGCCCACGCUGCGAUGAAGGACCUGUCUUCCUCCUCCUCUCCUCUCUCCUCCCUGCUCCACUACCCUUCCUCAAAAACCUCCGUCGUGCCCUUCUCCCCAUCCGCUGGCCCCACCUCCACGCCGGUGUCGACGCUGUCGACGGCUCCGCUCUCGAAACCUCAGCCCUUCUGCCUCCAGACGGGGCCUCAUCUCAUCGCCAGCAUGCAGCUGCAGAAGCUCAACUCGCACUACCAGAACCUCACCAGUGCGUCUGCUGGACACCCAGCACCCGGUGGAGCUCAAAGGGGCUUCGGAGCCUCACCUCUUGGCACUGGAAACCAGCUCCUGGGGCCAUCUGGAGGCCUUGGAGGAGGUGGGAUGGGAGUUGGAAUCAGCAUGGGGAACCAGGGCUCCGGUGCAAGUGGAAUUAUCGACUUUGACCCUGUGGACGAGGAGGUUCUCAUGUCCCUGGUGGUGGAGCUGGGCUUGGACCGAGCUAACGAGCUGCCCGAGCUCUGGCUGGGUCAGAACGAGUUUGAUUUCAUGUCAGACGUGCCGGCUGGAUGCUGACCUACUAGAAGAAAAGCAGUGGAAUUGCUUGACAAAGAGAGAGAAGACUUUUUCUCCCCUGUUUUAUUUUUAUCCUUCCUCCUUUCUUGGCUGAUAAAAUGAGGAAACAGAAGAGACACUGAGUGAUUAAAAAGAAGGAGAUUAGAGACAUACACUUGUUUCUAUUAUGCUUUCAUACUCUCUACAGGCAGACAGAGGGAUCGGUGAAGAAAAAGAUAGCUUGCUUUUGAAUUUUUGUUGUGUUUUUAACAGAGGUGAGAGAGAGCGUAACCUGUUUUUCAUUUCGUUCAGUCAGUUUAUUUUUCUUGUCUAGGAUGAAACUGGCGGCUGAGCCCCAGCCUAAUAGGAUUAAGAAUUCUUUUGUUUUGCCUCAUCCCGCUCUAAUUUUUAUGUUUCCUUUUCAUUUAAGGAAGAAAAACAGAAGCAUAAGCAGAGUAUGAAAAGAAACAAGGAGUCUUAGAAACCUUAUUGCUCCUGUCCUGUUUCCUCCAUCACUCCCUCUCUUGCAGGCUUAAUCAAAACCAGGUGAUUUAAUAUGAGAAGGUUUGGCAGAGAUGCUUGAGUCAGUCUCUUGGAAACAAACAGUGCAGAUGACAAAGACACACCUGUUGGACUUGGCCCCCCCUUCUUUUCUCAGCGUUGUCCUCUCUCGAUCAUGUUAGAACUUAAGGAAAAUGAAAAUGGGAAACAUGACUUUAUGGGAGAUUCGUGAAGGAUGACAAACACUAUGUUUCCUGUUUUCUUAAUGGACAAUAUUAGACUCUGGUCUCACGGGAAAGAGACUCCCGUCUCUCGGCUACACAAAGAAACGGAUUGUCUGAGAACUGGUUAUCUCAAUGUACUUCUUUUUCUUUCUUUCUUUUCUUGUUUGAAUUUAGUUCAACCAGCUGUAUUCAUAGAACAUGUUAUUUAAGACAGUGGCUGAUAUCCAUCAGGUCUCUUGGACAAGGAAGGCUUCUGUAGCACAUCUACUAUCGGUUCUACUUUUCUGAACAUAAUGAAUUAGAUCAAGAGUCGAGGAGUCUUUCGGAGCAUGGGACCUGAAUGGAGUAAAUUGUUUCUUGCCCUGAAGCGCAGCCUCAUUAAAAGCGAUCGAGGCCUUAUGGUCAUGUGAGUUGCCACUACAUGUACAUGUUUUGUUUUCUGACCUGUAAGAAACACUGACCUCGGUGGUCGUGUCAAACUGGUGUCAAAGAGUCUGGAUAGCACUUCCUUGUACAUUGAGGAUACAAGGUUUUGUCAACAUGUGUGGACAUAAACUGAAAGAGAAAAACAGAUAAAUGCACGUCCUCUGCUUUUUGUUUUUCCUGUUCUGCCACUUUCAUGUUUAUGCCUAAACAGUCUGUUCAACCCUGACAAAAUUGUCUAUCACCACACUUCCAUGCUGCUGAUAAGGAAGCCUUGUGUGUGCUGUCAGUGGGUCUGGAGCCUGGUGUUUGCACACCUUGUAGGGCAGUCUUUGUCCAGAUGCAGGUCCACACCGGAGCAGGCGUUAGGAAGGUUUAAAUGGGACCAACGAGGGUUAAAGUUAAACCUCUCAGAUGUGAUCUUUUCAUUGAAGAUACUUAAGCAUGCAGAUAACAUGCAAUUUAUUAUCUGAACACAGUGCAGGAACAGAGUAGGAAAAAGGCAUGUGGGUGACUCAGGUGUGCAACAGCUCCACUGUUAACGGCUGUUUUCAUUUAGGUUUCCUGAGUCAAAGAAAGAAAUCUGCUAAGCCUGCCUGCGUGCUGCUAAUGUUCCUGUAAGACAGGACAUUUACCCUCAGUAACGGACAUUACAUUACAACCAGCACCAUCAUCACCCUUGGACCAUUUCUGCCUCUCCACCACUGAUAAAAGGAACUUCAGACAGUUUGGAACUGGUUCUCUGUUGGAACCGGCUCGUGAUUUCCAUCCCUACUCAGGCUUUGUGUAGAGCUCUCACCUGCAUCAUACAAAUGAACUUUUAAGCUAACACAGAUGAAAAGUCCUGAAAGGGUUGGAUUAUAUCAUAACAGCUGCUGAGCUCACAUGUCAAAUCCAUCUCUGUGACAACUGAGCAAAGUCCCAUCUGCUGCCGAAGACCAUGUGAUAUGGUUGAGGCUGUGGAAAAGUAAGUUGAGGACUUACAGAGUUAGGACAGUUUGGUCAAAUGUUAGAGUUGUUUUACAUGUGAUGUGUGGACAUGUUUUCACAUACAUGUUACAUUUCACAGCUUAGAUUUCACGUGUGUGUGUCUGAAAAUCACAUGUGCCUGUGGUGUGAACUUAUCACGCACAGAACAUCCAAAAACGUGAAUAUAUAUGUGAAUAUAUCACCCAUGAAUCACAGCUUUAACCAGGAAAUAGGGGUGAAUGAGGUCCCUCCUCCCACCUUAAACAUCUGUUUAUUUAAAUGAUCUAAAAACAAAUAAUAAACUUAUUCAUUUAACUGUUCAGUUACAUGCUCUGUAAAUUUGUUCUCCCUAAAUCACGAUUCGCCAUUUAUAUACAUAACUAUGGUACAGAUUUCUAGAAACAUUACAUUAACACAAGCUUUUUGAUGCUGCCAGAUGUGGUCACCAAUUUGGUUCACAAUUUAUCCCAGACUCAACCGUUUUUAGUUGAUAGAGUCAACUCUCCAUCUACCAGGUGCUGUUCCUCGCUGCUGCAGAGUUUAAUGGCUGAAAAAAAUCCCAUGAGGGGGUUAAAUUGACACCCGACCCUCCGCAUUAGGUGCUUUACUGUGCAGCGUCCUGCUGUGGAUGGAUGUAGUCAGGAUGGGGGCUCUGACCUAUAUCUGUUGUGGUAAGGAGAGAUGGUUGGGGGGGCUCAAACUGCGCGGCGGGAACAAAGGCCUUUCACCUCAGCCCAGCGUGUCAGUCAUCCUGGGCAUUGUGAGUCUGCUCUUGGACCACACACACGAAAUAACACACCUGUAUGCAUACAUACAUGAGCUUGCAACAAAACACCUGCAUGUGCAUUUAAGUUCAUGCAAGCACCUACGGGCUAAAACAAACUAUAUGCAGACAUACAAAGGCAUGGAAAUAAACACAUCACACACACACAGGAGCGAGGGGAUGGUGUUACAGCAGGGAAAUGGGAGUAGCAGCCAUGAAACAGGCACUUGUUCAGUUACACACAGACUUCACAGGGUACUGGGGUUGUUUGUGUGUCUGUGUGAAAACAGAUAGUGAAAAAGAGACAGAGUGAAAGCCCGUAUGCAAAAUGGAAUAAUGUGUUAAAGGGGAAACUAUGAUCAGCAGGUAAUCCGUCCACAUGAAGACCACUGACAGAGGAACAGAACACACGCUGGGCCCUGUUAGUUUAUUCAGAUAUAAAAAGAUCAGCUUACACACAAAAACACAGCUUCACUUCCUCAGGAGUGCACACAUGCUUCUCAAGUCCUUUUCAACUAUUGUCCUACACCUACACUCACACACACACACAUACACACUGCACAAUACCUGUUUGUGAUGUUGAUGAGGGUCUCAGUUACAGUCAAUGAGCACAAAUGUGAGAAGCAGUGAUUAAUGAAAACCCGCUGAAGGAGUGACAGAAUAAUUUUUUUUAAAGGGAUUUGCUGGGUAUUUCCUUUAUAACAGUCACUUUACCGGUGCAGUGGGCAGCAAAGAAAGAAAUAAAGACGCUUCUCAUCACUUCCAAAUCCGACAGACAGACACGCUGAUUCUUCUCUUCCUCUGUCUCGUCGCCUAAGUGGGUCAAAAUAACAUUCUUCAGAUCGAAGACAGUCUCGUGUUUGUUUCCAUCUGCUAAACAUUGUUUUAAAGUCCCUAUUUUUUGUGUCUGUGUUGUUUUGCAGUCCGGCCUUAAUCCCAGCUGAGUGAAUGUUGUUAUUUGCUGUGUGAACUACAUGGACGCCCCCCUCCCCUCCUCUCCCUUCCUCUCCCCUCCUCUCCCCCUGAGAAGUUGCCUGGUCGAGAUGUUUGAAUCUUCCGAGGGCUUUCAUUUCCUCUUUUUCCUUGACCCCUGAUAUUGCAGAUUAACCCCGGGACAGACCUUAUGAACCAAAAUAUACCUCACAGCUAUUUGGUUUCUAAUGACAGAGACUUAGAUCCAUGCAGAAUAUUCCUCACUUUGGCUGUGGUUUGCUUGGUAUAUGCCAGAAUAUGUUGAGUUGGGUUUUCUCCCUGAGAUCUGGAGCCAUGUAAACCCCUCAUGGUCCUUACAGCUCUAAUGAAGUAAAUUUACAGUUUCCACAUGACAGCAGUGAUUUGUUGCACACUUGGCUGUCGCCCCUGGGCUUCAGGGUCAUGAAAAAUGUUCUAACACAUCAAGGACUGUGAAAACCUUCGACACAAGUGGUGAUGUAUUUGUUAAAAGGUCCCUGUUACAAGGUUUCUUCGCCACAGUAAUGAAAAUGUUCAGCCACUGUUCUGCUGCCAGGUCUACUUGUGAAAUUGGAGUAGACUCUUCACUGGUUUAUUCCUUGUUUUUCAUCAUAUUUACCUGUAAACAUGUAGAUCAAAGCCUUAUUUUGUGUUUUAUUUUUGCUUGCUUUUUGGUUCUACUUGCAGUUUCUUUCUUUCUUUGUUUUUUUUUUCUUAAUGAUGAAAAAAUUAUAUUAUUCAAAGAUGAUUUUUAAAGCACUUUUGCUCACCGGCUCUCACUUGUACAUCUAUAUGAAUAUGUAAAUGACUGAGAUCAUAUUGAAAAAUGCUUGUAUUUUUGUUACGGCUCUGAAG
Molecule: messenger RNA, 5540 nt
Organism: Toxotes jaculatrix (banded archerfish)
Lineage: Eukaryota; Metazoa; Chordata; Actinopteri; Toxotidae
Gene: cited1
Product: Cbp/p300-interacting transactivator, with Glu/Asp-rich carboxy-terminal domain, 1
Exons: 2
Coding region: 300-875 (191 amino acids)
Biological process (GO): regulation of DNA-templated transcription
Cellular component (GO): nucleus
Source: RefSeq, a predicted model, not a curated record